Suillus bovinus is the source of this 189-nucleotide messenger RNA. RefSeq lists its product as uncharacterized. NCBI's taxonomy places the organism in Eukaryota, Fungi, Basidiomycota, Agaricomycetes, Boletales, Suillaceae. The transcript is spliced from 4 exons. The record is from RefSeq and is a predicted model, not a curated record. Bases 1 to 189 code for a protein of 62 amino acids.
AUGUUCACCCGCAUCUCCACUGCUGUUUUCAUCCUUCUUCUCAACUUGAUGGCUGUCAAUGCAGGGAUAGUACCAGCUGUUCAAGCUGUCGGUGACAUUGCCAAGCGUAGCGACGCUGUGGGCAAUUAUGAGGAACCAUCCCUUUACGCAGAGCCAGUAGUACGCAACAAAGUGUCUCCAGCAGCGUGA